CCAUGGCAUUCCGCAGUUGCUUCCGGUUUCGAGCUGAAAUAUAAAUUAUUCCCCAGGCAGAGCAUCUGGACUGAUGUCUGAAACCCUCUCAAGGACAACACUCUUCCUGCUUCAGGUCUGGAGCUGAAACAGUUUUCAGAACAUUCGGAAACUCUGAAAGAUGCAGCAGCUGCUGAAACUGUUUUUCAUUUUGCAAACAGCUGUUCGAGGUGAACCAUUCAUUGGAGAGGUGACUCAACCGCGUCUGCUCAGUGUCUUGACAGGAGAAUCAGUCACAAUAAACUGUACAUGGAUUUAUAAUGGAACUAAUCAUGAAUGGAUCCAUGCUAAUUUCCAGAGGGAGCCACUACUGGGAAAUAAGAACUCCUGCAUUAAGAAGCUGACCUGUGUUCGCGAUGUUACUCUGGGUAGUUUCGGUCGCUGUUUCACAUCACUGGAGAUUGAAAACGUUUCUAUUGAUCAUUCUCAGAACAAAUAUACCCACAUGGUGAAGCUACCGAAAGUCUAUCCUCCAUUAGAGAGUAAAGGACAAGGAACAAGGUUGCAGAUUUACGGUGAACCAUUCAUUGGAGAGGUGACUCAGCCGCGUCUGCUCAGUGUCUUGACAGGAGAAUCAGUCACAAUAAACUGUACAUGGAUUUAUAAUGGAACCAAUAAUGAAUGGAUCCAUGCUAAUUUCCAGAGGGAGCCACUACUGGGAAAUAAGAACUCCAGUAAUAAGAAGUUGACCUGUGUUCGUGAUGUUACUCUGGGUAGUUUCGGUCGCUGUUUCACAUCACUGGAGAUUGAAAACGUUUCUUUUGAUCAUUCUCAGUACAAUUAUAUCUGCAUGGUGAAGCUACCGAAAGUCUACCCUCCAUUAGAGAGAAGAGGACAAGGAACAAGGUUGCAGAUUUACGAAAUGCCUGAAAUUUCCAUUAUUGGUGGUAGUUUGGUUGCUGGACAAAAGUCUGUUCUGACCUGCUCUGCCCAAGGGUUGUACUCUGAGAAUAUCUCCUUUACCUGGACCUGUAAUGGAAUAAACAUGAUGACAAACAUCCCUGUCCCAACCUUGAAAGGAAUGGUUCAUGGUAAACCUAAUGCUACCAGCAAAUUUGAGAUCAUCCCUCAAGUGAUUGAUCAUGGAACUGUCUGUACAUGUCAGAUAAAUCAUGUUACUUUUAAACAGCCAUUAACAGAACGGAUCAAACUAGAUGUUAAGUAUGGGCCACUGGAACCAACAAUAAUGUACAAGUUGAAAGACACUUACCAUGUGAAGGCCAGUAACGGUGUAACUGUCCCCAGUAACUCACCUGUGGAACUGAGAUGCUCUGUGGAUAGUAAUCCAGUCGCCACUGUAAUAUGGCUGAAGAAUGGAAAAAAUUUAACUUCUAUGAUAGAAAACAUAAUUCGAUUAAACAGUUCGAUAUUAACGAUACCACACUUCCAGCCUAAAGAUGCAGGAGUCUAUUGGUGUGUGGCAAAUAAUAGCUAUGGCUGGAGAAAUGGCAGUGUUUCGUUGAUGGCUUUUCAGAAAGAUCAUUUGUUGCUUUACAUUCUAUCUUCAAUCAUUGGUGUUAUUGGGUUAAUCGGUAUGAUAGCAAUAUACGUUUGUCUGAUCUGGAAGAGACAAUUGAAAGGUCCAGUUAAUGUACCCAUUGAACCAAGUCCAGAAACCAUGAUCAAGAAUGAAAAAUACAACACUGAAUCAGAUACAAUAUAUGCCUUUGUCAGGAGAAAUAAUCUACAAAGCAAUCCAAAACAUGCAACAGCAGAUCCUGUCAAUGAAUACAGCAAUCUCGAAGAGGGGGAAGAAGUGUCCUAUGCAGAUAUUGUCAUUCAUAAUCCAAGGCGACAAUGCUAUGACCAACAGCCCAAGCAAGUCAGUAAUGUAACAGAGAAAAAUGCCAGGAAAGACUUCAAAUACAUGCAUGGUUCAUCUCCCUUCAAACAUAUUGAUGAUACCUCAGAAUAUUCAGUCGUGCGAAUUUCACACCAGGACUUGAGAACUGUUUGACUGUGCAGCAGAGAUUAGCUGUUUGAUGUAUUGUCAAAUUGCUAACAAACCACUCGUCUGUAUCCACAGGAAAGACUUGUUAAAGUGAAGGUGCUUUAUUCAUGAAACAAACAUCUGCAAACUGAGGGAUCGUGACUGAGUGAACAAGAACGUGAAUAAGGAAGCACAAGUUACUUCACAAAGUUUACUGCAUUCUGUCAGGGUUUUACCAUUCACUUUUGUUUCUUUAAGAUGUUGGAAAUCCAUCAAGGGUCCAGCAUUUUUGAACAUGCAUAAUCCAAAAUUGUCAUUCCUUCUCCUGCAACAAGAAGAAUCAUGGCAGCUAUUAGUACCUGCAGCUCUCUGGGGAACCUGACCAUUUCUUAUGUAUGGAGUAAGCUUUGAGUUUGUAUUUCAUUUUGAAAGCCCCUAAUGCAGCCUUUCAAAGGUUUGGAGAUUCAACCGUACAAAACACCAGAGCCAACUGGAAUCUGAUUUUACUAGAUUUUACUGUUGGAGACACUGGACGACAGUGAGAAAACAGAAUCUUAGCUGUUUUUACUGCUGCAUUCAUAAUGACCGAGGGACAAGAAAACGAAUGCAAUGUUGAAUUGACUGAGUUUAGCUUGGUCAUCAUACACCAAGGGUCAAAACAUGAAUGGCUCCUCUGGUUCAGAGUCACAGUGCACAGUCUAUGUGUCACUAGGCCAUGAAUAUACUAAUGGGAAAACUUAACCUAUCUAAGCAGCAGUAUCAUUGUAAGUACAUAGGCAAAAAAAAAUCUACAUUGCAAGGCUUCAAAGUACAAAGCUGCAGGUUGGUAAACCUGUUCACGAAUUCUACUCAUAAAUGCAACAAUGUAUAUGUCAUGAAGAUGUUUGUACUAAGUAUUAUGCAUGACUUCCAGUA
This is a messenger RNA of Hemiscyllium ocellatum (epaulette shark), 2884 nucleotides long. RefSeq names its product sialic acid-binding Ig-like lectin 8. Gene Ontology annotation, cellular component: cell-cell junction. The transcript is spliced from 11 exons. The coding region runs from base 161 to 1996 and encodes 611 amino acids. Gene Ontology annotation, biological process: cell-cell adhesion. Gene Ontology annotation, molecular function: cell adhesion molecule binding. NCBI's taxonomy places the organism in Eukaryota, Metazoa, Chordata, Chondrichthyes, Orectolobiformes, Hemiscylliidae. The record is from RefSeq and is a predicted model, not a curated record.